UUCCCUAAUCCAAGUGUAUUCUAUUGAAACCUGCGGACAUUUGGAAACGUGAGGAGCACACAUAAAUCAUAUGUGUGCACGCACGACCAGGCGAUUAAAUGACCAAUCCUUGGACAGUAGCCACGUCAGCUACUGCCGUGGCACUAUCCAGCACCCGCUUCUUCUUCACCCGCUCCGCCAUCCUCCGUCGUCAAGUCUCACCGCGUUACGGCGUGGCCACCAUGAGCGCCACAGGAGAAAAAAACCUCAGUUCGGACGCUGCCCAUUUGGAAACAAUUUUCAAGCAGAAAAAGGCCCUCCGUUCUGUUGUUAAAAGAGAUCUCAAGUCCAUGGAUUCCACCCUUAGAUCCCAAGAAGAUGAAGCAAUACAAAGGAUUGUAAUGGAGGCUCCAUGGUUUAAGGCUUGCAAGAGAUUGUGUGCUUAUAUAAGCUGUAGUGCUUUGCGAGAAGUAGAUACAACUCAAAUACUCUCUCAUGUUCUCGGAAGCCAUCCUGAGGAUUUGCAGAUGCAAAAGAAGCUUUUUGUUCCAAGAGUGGAGGAUAGGAACAGAAACAUGAGAAUGCUUCACAUCUCAAGCGCUGACGAUUUGAUUGCAAGUUCAAUGGACAUUCUGGAACCAGCUCCAGUAGAUGCUGAUGGAAAUGAACGUGAAGAUGUCUUGUUUGCAAAUGAGCCUGUUGAUUUGUUUCUUUUACCUGGACUUGCAUUUGACAAAGCUGGAAGACGGUUGGGCCGCGGUGGAGGUUACUAUGACACAUUUUUGUCAAGAUAUCAAGAGCUUGCAAUGGAGCAGAAUUGGAAGCAACCUCUCAAAAUUGCACUUUGUUACUCAGUGCAGAUAGUGGAUGAGGGUACUAUACCACUAACUCCAAAUGAUAUACUUGUGGACGCACUUGUAUCACCUUCCGGUGUGAUUCCUAUUAGUCCAGCUGCGCUGGAGAUACGCCAUUGAAAAGAUGCUCUUUUAAACACAAAAGCCUCAGGGGAGUCCCAGUCACAGCACCAUCAAAGAGGUGGGAAAGGAAUCACACCAGAAUUCUGAUCCAACAACAACAAACCCAGUUUAAUCCCAUACGUGGGGUCCGGGGAGGGUAGUAUGUACGCAGCCUUACCUUUACCCUAUAAAGGCGAUAGAGGCGAUAGGCUGCUUUCAAUUAGUGAAUUCUGAUCCAAGCAUAUAAUACUACUGCCGUCAUGGCAAGGAUAAUGGUUUGUUCUAUUUUCUUGAGAAAUGGCAUCUGGAGGAAGAGGUUAUUAUUAUGAAAUGAUCUGUUGUUGUAGGUCUGGUAGCCAUGUGUAUAAAUUGAUUUGAACCAUUUAUUUGUGGUAACAUAUAUGAAUUACCAUUAUCUCGUA
This is a messenger RNA of Nicotiana attenuata, 1357 nucleotides long. Its product is annotated as 5-formyltetrahydrofolate cyclo-ligase, mitochondrial-like. Gene Ontology annotation, molecular function: 5-formyltetrahydrofolate cyclo-ligase activity. Bases 99 to 953 code for a protein of 284 amino acids. Lineage: Eukaryota; Viridiplantae; Streptophyta; Magnoliopsida; Solanales; Solanaceae. Gene Ontology annotation, biological process: folic acid-containing compound biosynthetic process; tetrahydrofolate interconversion. The transcript has 7 exons. Gene Ontology annotation, cellular component: mitochondrion. The record is from RefSeq and is a predicted model, not a curated record.